This is a messenger RNA of Dracunculus medinensis (Guinea worm), 585 nucleotides long. The record is from the annotation of a GenBank genome assembly. NCBI's taxonomy places the organism in Eukaryota, Metazoa, Nematoda, Chromadorea, Rhabditida, Dracunculidae.
AUGCCAAGGAAGAAAAAUAAUUUUCCAGUUUUCACUCGUAAGCCGAAUAUGUCUAUGUCUGUUUUAACGAGAAUACAGCCACACUAUACGCCUAGUUAUGUAACUUAUCCGCCAAGCAUUCUUCAACUUACAAGAUCUCAUUCUAAAUCGAGUGAAAAUCGUUAUCCUAUUGCUUUACGAAUAAUAUUAAAAGUUAUCGAAUUGCUGCUUAGCUCAGUCAUAUUAGGACUUAUUUUAUAUCCAAUCCAUGAUUUGUCAUUUUAUAAAUUUGCUGUGAGGACGAAAACUGAAUGGCAAGGACUUGUUAUUGCUAUUGCCUUGUUUUUUGCUUUUGCUGCAUUAUUAUUGCUCAUUUUAUCAUAUUUUGUCAAUAGGUAUCAUUGUGUUCUUGGUUCGUUGUUUUUUAUAUUGGGUGGCACGAUUGAAGCUUAUUAUGCAUCAUGCUAUCCGCCUCAAGGACAAAUGAUAAAAGAAGUUUGUCCUAAGCCUGAAUGGAUUAUUGCCACAAUUUUAAUUUUCAUUAAUACUGGCUUUUAUAUUAUCGAUGUGAUAUUAUCAUUUCGAUCCGGUGUGAGCUUAUUAUAA